Molecule: messenger RNA, 639 nt
Organism: Encephalitozoon intestinalis ATCC 50506
Lineage: Eukaryota; Fungi; Microsporidia; Unikaryonidae
Exons: 1
Coding region: 1-639 (212 amino acids)
Source: RefSeq, a predicted model, not a curated record
AUGGGAGGAGAUGUCUACUCACUGGACAAGGCUGUGAAGAGCAAGAAGAAGAAGGGGGUCCCACAGGAUGUGAUUGAAGAGGCGGAAAGGAUUGAGGAGCAGAACUACGAAAGGGCAAAAGGGGUUCGAAUGCAGCUUGACGAGUCUGCUCUCAAGCAGAAGGCUACGACGGAGGAGCUUAUGAGGCAAGGAGAGACCCUGGAGAAUGCAAAGAGAGCGGCGGUUGGGAUAAAUGUGAAUGCUAGGAGGGGAUCUGAGAUUACGGAGGACAUUGAGCGAGAAGGAAGAGUGUUCAGCUGUGAACUUCCAUGUGUGCGUGCGAUAAAGAGAUGGUUUCGAAGAGAUAGAGGAGGAAUUGAUGAUAUUGUGAAUAGGGGGCAGGAGGAAGAAAACGAUGUAGAGCAAGCACCCAAGCACGUGGAGUUUGAAGAAGGAGAAGAGUACAUAAAAGGGCAGAACAAAACUGACCGGGAGAUGGUUGGAGUGUUGAACACGGUGAGGCAGAUAAGGGUAGAGGCAGACAAGCAGAAUAAGGAAGCAGCCAGGCAUAAGAGCAUUGUGAACGACAUAUCGAUGAUUAAUGAAAGAUCCUCAAAGGUGAUUAGGGAAACAGACAAGGAGCUGAAGAAGGUAGAAUGA